CCUAACCGGUUUCGCUCGUAGUGCGGGGCAACCAGGAUGAAUGUCAAUGACCGAAGACGGGUCUUUUGCCGGCCCAAGGCCAUUUUACCUGGGGAACGUAGCGGCGUGUGACGUUGGGUUGUGGGGUGAUGGGAGAGAAGUUACGUGGUCGAUGUUUUGUGACUGACAUCUUGACUCCAACUCUCAACUUUAGACGUCAAAUUGAGCGUAUCGCGAUUAAAAAAGAGCUAGAUACUGGAAACAGCAUAAAGAAGAGUAGAGCCGAAGAAACGUGCUCUAUCUGUGGACAACGGCUUCCGUGCAGUAUUCGUCCCGUCAACGUUCAACAUCCAGCGUUGGGAUAGGAUACUUUGGAAACACCAAACCGGCCCUCCUUACACACCCAACGACUAGGAAAAUACCACAAACACCACAACAAUGUCGUCUAAACCCCAGAUCGGCUUCUGCGGCCUAGGUGCAAUGGGUAUGGGCAUGGCCACGCAUCUCGUCAAGCAAGGCUACUCCGUAACCGGUUUCGAUGUUUACCCUCCUUCGCUGGAGAAGUUCAAGGCCGCGGGCGGCACACCAUCAACAUCCCUUUCAGACUCUGCAAAAGACAAGCCAUUCUAUAUUGUCAUGGUCGCAUCAGCUAUGCAAGCUCAGCCCGCGCUUUUCGACAAAGACGGAAUUGUGAGCGCUCUGCCAAAGGGGGCGACACUCUUGCUGUGCUCGACAGUACCAAGUGCGUACGCGAAGAGCGUAGAGAAAGACCUGGUAGACAUUGGCCGAGAUGAUAUCCUAUUCAUUGAUGCGCCUGUCUCCGGUGGCGCAGGUCGAGCAGCAGAUGGCACCUUAUCCAUCAUGGCGGGCGCCUCGUCUGCGGCGUUUUCAAAAGGCCAAUGGCUUCUCGAAGAGAUGUCCGCACCUUCCAAGCUGUUCAUUGUCGAUGGCGGGAUUGGCGCAGGCAGCAACAUGAAGAUGGUCCAUCAAGUGCUUGCGGCAAUCCAGAUCCUGUCUCUCAGCGAAGCAUACGGGUUCGCUGCUCGACUGGGCUUGAACGGAAAGGAUGUGUACGAGAAGGUGUUGGGGAGUACGGGGUGGAGUUGGAUGUUUGAAAAUCGUAGUCAGAGGACGCUGAAGGAGGACUAUUUCCCUGGAGCAAGUGCUGUGACGAUCAUUUUGAAGGAUACUGGAAUCAUCACAUCCAUGUCUCGCAGCGUAGCCUUCCCAGCCACCCUCUGCUCAGCCGCAGAACAAGUCUACUUCUCCGCACUCGACCGCGGCUGGGGCGCAAACGACGACUCCGGUCUCGUCCGCCUGUGGACCUCCGAGCCCGUUACCAGCAUCCAAAGCAGCCUCUCAUCCGAGGACAAAGAAGCAAAGCUCCAGCUCGUCGUCAACCUCCUUACCGGCAUUCACCUCGUCUCGGCAGCUGAAGCCAUCUCGCUAGCCAAGCAUGUCGGUAUUCCAUUAGCGCAGUUCUACGAGCUGGCGUGUGAUGCGGCGGGUGGAAGUGCCAUGUUCAAGGAUGCGGGUGCGAAAAUGAUUUCUGUGCUGGAGGGUAAGGAGGAUGGGAAGGGUAAGGUGCUUGGUGGCUAUGCGGAAUCGUUGAAGCAGGCUGUGGAUGAGGCGCAGGCGAUCAAGUGCCCUGUGUACCUUGGUACGGGCGCGUUGAAUCUGUUGUUGCAGACGGGGAGUGAGCUGAGUUUGGGUUCUUUGCUCAAGUGCUAUAUGCCUUAGAGUGGGUAGGGCAAUACGAAUGAUGUGUAUAUACUCCAGGGGUGGAGAAAAAACA
This is a messenger RNA of Alternaria rosae, 1774 nucleotides long. RefSeq names its product oxidoreductase-like protein. The coding region runs from base 418 to 1719 and encodes 433 amino acids. Gene Ontology annotation, molecular function: NAD binding; NADP binding; oxidoreductase activity. NCBI's taxonomy places the organism in Eukaryota, Fungi, Ascomycota, Dothideomycetes, Pleosporales, Pleosporaceae. The transcript has 2 exons. The record is from RefSeq and is a predicted model, not a curated record.